Molecule: messenger RNA, 456 nt
Organism: Limulus polyphemus (Atlantic horseshoe crab)
Lineage: Eukaryota; Metazoa; Arthropoda; Merostomata; Xiphosura; Limulidae
Product: cytochrome P450 3A8-like
Exons: 5
Molecular function (GO): oxidoreductase activity, acting on paired donors, with incorporation or reduction of molecular oxygen; iron ion binding; steroid hydroxylase activity
Source: RefSeq, a predicted model, not a curated record
CUAUUACUCCAAGAAGUACAGACACUGGGCCUCUUUAGGCCUCAAAGGCCCAACACCAUGGCCAGUUGUGGGCACCUACUUCCCAUAUUUUUUUAAGCCUAUGCACAUAGUAAAUCACGAAAAUUUCCUUAAGUACGGCACAAUUUAUGGAGCAUACGAAGGAACCAAACCAUCUCUGUUUGUCACCGAUCCAAAAGUUACUAAGGAUAUUCUCAUUAAAGAUUUCAACUAUUUCUCCGAUAGACGAUUGUUUCCCGCCACUGGGGAUCCGAUCUUCGACAACAACUUGAUUAUACUGGAGAGCAAGAGGUGGAAAUUGGUACGACCAAGAAUAACGCCUGCCUUCAACGUGACCAAGCUGAAACAGCUUGUGACUUUAGUGGAAGAAGCGGCAGACACUUUAGCAACAAAUUUCUUGGAAGCUGCCAACAAGCAAAAACCUGUUGAGUGUAAGAC